UCAAGGCUGACUGUAACUGCUUGGUCCGGUUAUCAAGGCAGCAGCAGAUGCGCCGUCCAUGCCGCUUUAAGUCCACUAAGAAGCCACUAGUCCAAUUACCCGAGAGGAGAGGAGGCGGAAAUCCACGCAUGUAGGCUACAAAACCAAUUUACCGCUCCUCGGCUCGACGAUGGAUAUGAGCGCGGCUCCGGCAUAUGAUGACGACCUGACACGACAGCCCGCCAUAACCAAACAAGUUGGACCAGCAGCGCCUCAGUGUCACCACCAGAGAGAUGCUGGUGUAUUUUGAGAAGUGCUAGUCGCGAUUUGGGGCUCACACAUUAAGCCUGUGUAAGCUGCUGGACGGUGUGUGUGUCACAGGCCUGCUGCUGCUGCUGCAGCCGCGUCACUCGGCGACGCUCCGGAGUUUCCUCGCGCUGUUUGUGAAGGUGGAUCAUUAACAUGGAAACAUACACUGAUGUGCUGCUCGUCACCGCGAAUGUCGGGUCACUCUUUGACAAUGUUGGUGAAAUUCAAAAUGAAUGGUUACAAGAAUUGUAUAAGACUAUCCACAGCCACAAGCCCCAGUUCAUCGCCCUGCACUUUCAGGAGGUCGGAGGGAAGGACUACAUGGUCAACAUGGGCCAUGCUGAAAACUUCUUUCGGAACAUUGAGUCCAGUGAGCAAAUGAAAGACUUUGACAGGGUCUGCAUCUACGUGGACAACCAGUUCCAAACAGAGGAGAGCUUCACGGCUUUGGGGAGCAUGUACUUCAUUCACAAGACUCUGAAAAACAUCUAUCAGUAUGAUUUUAAAGUUAAGGAUUUUAAAGCAGUGUCAGGACAGAACAAGCACGUGGGCGCUCUGGACGGGGUCACCACAGUGGAGAAAGAAAAAUUCCCAAAGAAUUUCUGGCCUGAUUUCAAGUGGUCCAGAAAGGGCUUCAUGAGGACCCGCUGGAUCAUACACAACCAAGGUCUGGACCUGGUCAAUGUCCACCUGUUCCACGAUGCCUCCAACCUCAUUGCCUGCAACUCAAGUCCUUCCAUUUACUCAGCCAACCGGAAAAACGCUCUCAGAUAUGUCAUCAACAGGAUAUCAGACAGCCGCUUCACUCCUCUGCCUUUCCUCCUGUUUGGAGAUUUCAACUUCCGUCUUGACACACAGAGUCUGGUCCAGUAUCUGUCCAAUGCAGCAGAUGUACAGACAGUAAAGAAGGACAGCAGUAACGAAGUGGAGAAGAUCAUCUGCGAAGAAAAAGACAAUGACCACAAGGUGCUGCUUCACAUCGAGGAGAAGCUGUUCACCUACCUGCACCAGGCGGUUUUCAGGGAGGACAACGGCAGAGCACUUUUGAAGUAUGACAAAGAAGUCGCAGCCUUUCAUGAUGUUAUUAGGGAAGAGGACAUCGUGUUUCCACCCAGUUACCCCUACAGUGAAGAGUACACUAAACCGACCCAGUACAUGAACACUCGCUGUCCUGCCUGGUGUGAUCGUAUCCUUAUGUCACACACUGCCCAAGAAGUCAUCCACAGGGGAGAUGACGGUGAGAAGAGCAUUGUUUACAACACAGUGGGUCCUAAUGUCUGUAUGGGAGACCAUAAGCCGGUUUUCUUGUUCUUCGCACUGAAGACAAAUGACCAUUGACUCUGAUCCUUCUCAGUGGUCUAUAACCGCACCAUCCUCACUGCUCUGCCAUAGUAUCAGCACCAGAGGAUAAUCAGCAUGAUGGUUACCCGCCACAAACCCAGCUCUCAACCAGCAGCAGGUCCUGAAACAGUUAAUCCUCUGCUGUGAAAACCCUGUCCUCACAUCACUGGUGUCUCACAACUCACUGCCACAUGCUCUCAACGACAAUCCAAGUGACACGAGCACAGAUUUAUCAGCAGCUGUUAUGGAUUUCUUUUGCAUUUUUCCAGAUUCUCCACUUACUCUCAGAUCUUAAAGGGAAAUUUCGGUUUAUUUCAACCUGUCUCCUAUCGUCCUAAAUUUGUUUCA
Molecule: messenger RNA, 1977 nt
Organism: Epinephelus moara (kelp grouper)
Lineage: Eukaryota; Metazoa; Chordata; Actinopteri; Perciformes; Serranidae
Gene: inpp5l
Product: inositol polyphosphate-5-phosphatase L
Exons: 16
Coding region: 442-1626 (394 amino acids)
Biological process (GO): phosphatidylinositol dephosphorylation
Molecular function (GO): inositol-polyphosphate 5-phosphatase activity
Source: RefSeq, a predicted model, not a curated record